AAUUACAGGCCCAUGUUUUUAAUCGCUUUGGAAAAUUGCAGUUUUAAAACGCUCUCAACUUUCAACUUUGACCUCUUGCGGAAUCCCACAUGGUCGGCUGUUGAUGUACAAGAAGCAUGCCUACUGUAACUCUAGAAUCACAGAAAAACGGCACCAUGAGUAAAGCUAAAGUAAAGAGUGCGAAGAAAAGAGCUGCUGAAGAGGACAAUGACCAGCUUCCCAUAUUUGACAAAGACGUCACUGAGAAGGCUGGGGAAGAAGGAGAUGAGGACCUCUCAGAUAGCGAGGAGAGUGUGUUCUCAGGACUGGAGGACUCUGGGAGUGACAUUGAUGAAGAAGAAGAGGAUGAUGGGGAUGACGAAGAGGAGGAGGAGGAGGAGGAGGAUGAUGAUGAUGCUGUUGUCAUACUAGAUGAAAAUCUGAAGAAUAGCAGUGGUGCUGAAACAUCUGCUGAACCAGCUGAGCCUAAGCAGCAAGGCAAAAAAACUGCAUCAAAGGAGAAGAGGAAGAUGAAGAAAGGCAAGGGAGGCGCCAUUGAUGGCAGAGGAGAGAAGGGACUGACCACCACCUUCCAGGGAUUGGCCACCGCCCAGCCGGGGGACGAGUAUGAACAUGACACCUCCGAUGAAGAGGACAUUCGUAACACGGUGGGCAACAUUCCCAUGGAGUGGUACCAGGACUACCCUCACAUCGGCUAUAACCUGGACGGGAAGAAGAUCUUUAAGCCCAUCAGGAACAAAGACGAGCUGGAUGAGUUCCUGGACAAGAUGGAGAACCCAGACUACUGGCGUACGGUUCAUGACAAGACGACAGCCUCAGACAUUCGUCUGACAGACGAGCAGGUGGACCUGGUGCACCGCCUCCAGAAGGGUCAAUUUGGCGACGUCAACUUCAAAGAGUACGAGCCGUCCGUGGACUUCUUCACCAACGAGGUCAUGAUCCAUCCGGUGACCAACAGGCCCCAGGACAAACGCAGCUUCAUCCCCUCACUCAUAGAGAAGGCGAAGGUUUCGAAGCUGGUCCAUGCCAUAAAGAUGGGUUGGAUCAAGCCCCGUAAGCCCAAAGAGACCACCCCUCAGUACUACGACCUGUGGGCCAAGGAGGACCCCAACGCCAUACUGGGGCGCCACAAGAUGCACGUCCCAGCCCCCAAGAUGAGGCUGCCCGGACACGAGGAGUCCUACAACCCUCCGCCUGAGUACCUGCUCACAGAGGAAGAGAGACUGGUGUGGGAGCAGCAGGAUGCAGAAGACAGGAAGCUCCCGUUCCUCCCCCAGAAACACUCCUGUCUGAGGGCCGUGCCCGCCUUCUCCCGUUUCAUCCACGAGCGCUUUGAACGCUGCCUUGACCUUUACCUGUGUCCCCGCCAGCGCAAGAUGAGGGUGAAUGUGAAUCCAGAAGAUCUGAUCCCCAAGCUGCCCAAACCCAAGGACCUGCAGCCCUUCCCCACCACUAUGUCUCUGGUGUACCGUGGCCACACCAGUCUGGUGCGCUCCAUCAGUGCGUCUCCCACUGGCCAGUGGCUGGUCUCAGGCUCAGACGAUUUCACGGUGCGCUUCUGGGAGGUCAACACAGGGCGCUGCAUGAAGACUCUGGAGGUGGGCGGAGCUGUGAAGAGCGUGGCGUGGAACCCCAACCCGGCCGUCUGCCUGGUGGCUGUGUGCUUUGAGCGUACAGUGCUGCUGUUGAACCCAUCUUUGGGAGACAGGCUGGUGGUGAGCUCCACAGACCAGCUGAUCACCGCCUACGAGCCCCCAGAGGAGGACAAGGAGCAGGUCGUCACCUGGGCUCUGUCUGAAGGCCUGGAGCACAACAAGGGACACCGCCUUACCCUCACCCACCCCAAAGCAGUAAAGCAGGUAGUUUGGCACGGUAAGGGUGACUACCUGUCCAGCGUCAUGCCUGACAACAGCAGCAACCUGCAGGUGCUGAUCCACCAGGUGAGCAAGCGGCGGACACAGAACCCCUUCCGCAAGAACAAGGGCCUGGUGCAGUGCGUCUCCUUCCACCCGCUGCGGCCCUACUUCUUCGUGGCCACGCAGCGCUACGUGCGCGUCUACAACCUCAUCAAGCAAGAGCUGACCAAGAAGCUGAUGACCAACUGCAAGUGGAUCUCCAGCAUGGCCAUUCACCCUGGAGGUGAUAACCUGAUCUGUGGCAGCUAUGACUGCAGACUGGCCUGGUUUGAUCUGGACCUCUCUACCAAACCGUACAAGAUGCUGCGGCACCACAAGAAGGCCUUGAGGGGAGUGGCUUAUCACAGGAACUACCCCCUAUUCGCCUCUGGUGCUGAUGACGGCAGCGUGAUCGUCUGCCACGGCAUGGUCUACAAUGACCUGCUCCAGAAUCCUCUCAUUGUACCAGUCAAGGUACUGAAGGGUCACCAGAUCACCAAUGAUCUGGGGGUCUUAGACGUGACCUUCCACCCCACCCAGCCCUGGGUCUUCUCCUCGGGGGCUGACACCACCAUCCGCCUCUUCACCUAAACCACCUUGGUCACAUCUCAAAUCACACACUAUUCCCUAUCUAGUGCACUACGUUUGACCAGAGCAGUUUGACAAAAGCAGUGCACUACAGUAUAUAGGGAUACCUUUUUAUCUCAAAUGACAUGCUAUUCCCUAUAUAGUGCACUGCUUUUGACCAGAGCAGUUUGACCAAAGUGGUGCACUAUAUAGGGAAUAUGGAUACCUUGGUUACAUUUCAAAUGGCACCCUAUUCCCUGUAUAGUGCAAUACUUUUGACCAGAGCCCACAUAGGGCUAUAUCUGAGCAAUAUGUGUACUGUAUUUAAGACACUUCCCAGUCUCCUCCCAUGUCCUCUGACAGCUAUCCCUGACGGAAUAAUCAAAUCAAGUGCCUGACAUCAUGUAUAUUAUCCUCAUGUUUAUUACUUUUUCCAAGCUAAGAGAACAUCGACCACACAGCCAUAAUCUCUUUCUCUCCUCAGUGAAACUGAGACAGUAAAAAUAUGUUUGGUUUCAAACGGCACCUCAAAUCUGGCCUGGGCAGGAAAACCCAUUUCCGUCUACGUUGCUGUUCUGUGCAGCUGACCUCAUAGCAGCGCAUACGAGUCAAACCACUAAUGCUUGGACACUUCAGACAGCCCCCGUGACAAAAUAUACUGUAUGUUCAGAGAUUAAGCUUGCCAAUAGAAACAAUAGAACAAAGAUGUUGUGAGCCCCCAGAAGGCCCCUGUCAGCCCCUGUCCUAGAAGGAUAUGUGUAAUUAUAUCGGCCUCUCUUUGUGUAUGCAACCAAAGUCAUGUCCAGUUGAGGUUCUGCAGGACUUGUUCCGAUCACAAACACUAUGUAUGACGAUGUGUGAUCCCUUUUUUUUUUGUAAAAUCUUCUGACUCCUUUUCUCGACGACUUUGUCGGUCUGCUACAAGUAUUUCUUUUGAAUUAAAACGGGUGUUCCCUGAA
Molecule: messenger RNA, 3421 nt
Organism: Oncorhynchus keta (chum salmon)
Lineage: Eukaryota; Metazoa; Chordata; Actinopteri; Salmoniformes; Salmonidae
Product: ribosome biogenesis protein bop1-like
Exons: 16
Coding region: 117-2486 (789 amino acids)
Biological process (GO): maturation of LSU-rRNA from tricistronic rRNA transcript (SSU-rRNA, 5.8S rRNA, LSU-rRNA); ribosome biogenesis
Cellular component (GO): preribosome, large subunit precursor; PeBoW complex
Molecular function (GO): protein binding; ribonucleoprotein complex binding
Source: RefSeq, a predicted model, not a curated record